This is a messenger RNA of Frankliniella occidentalis (western flower thrips), 746 nucleotides long. Its product is annotated as GATA zinc finger domain-containing protein 1. The record is from RefSeq and is a predicted model, not a curated record. The transcript has 4 exons. Gene Ontology annotation, molecular function: sequence-specific DNA binding. Gene Ontology annotation, cellular component: nucleus. NCBI's taxonomy places the organism in Eukaryota, Metazoa, Arthropoda, Insecta, Thysanoptera, Thripidae. The coding region runs from base 8 to 730 and encodes 240 amino acids. Gene Ontology annotation, biological process: chromatin organization; regulation of DNA-templated transcription.
UUUAAAAAUGCCUUUCGGUCUAAAACCAAAAUGUUUCCAAUGUCAAAAAACGGACUCUUUUAUGUGGAGGAAAACGGAGGAUGGUUUUAUUUGCAAUGAAUGUGUGGAACAGCAGCGAAAUGGUAAACUGAGAAGCAGCCGUGAUCAAGCAUCAAGUAGAUCAUCAGUUGACAAUGACCCUAAAAAUGCAAGAAAAAGUACCCGUACUACCAGAAAUUAUAAGACUAGAUUGAAUCCAUUUGCCUUACCUAAACCGUACUCUCCCAAAGGCAAGGGUCGAAGAAUAAUCUUCAAAAAAACUCCUCAGAAAGCUCCAGGAGCUGUAACAUCACCCGUCACAAGCAAUUAUGUUUUUCACAAGGGCAGCUAUAUCCAAGUUGGCGACAUUGUUUCUCUUCAAGAUGUGGAUGGUGGCAUUUAUUAUGCUCAAAUACGUGGUCUGCUGACUGAUCAGUAUUGUGAAAAGAGUGCAGUCAUUACAUGGCUGAUCCCCACCACUGCCAGUCCUGAUCCUGAUGAUGGCUUUGACCCCGCAUCUUAUGUUAUUGGGCCUGAUGAAGAUAUUCCACGAAAAUUAGAAUGCAUGGAGUUUGUUAUGCACGCGCCAUCAGACUAUUAUAAAGCUCGUAAUACACCGUAUCCCCCAACAAAUCCUCCUGAGACCAAGAACUCCUUCAUUUGGAUGAGAUUAAGCUUGAAGCCACCUAAGCCAAGCAGCAAGACUGAAUAAAUUUAUAGAAUGUUAA